UCAGACAAAUUAUACAUGGACCGAGCCGGCCCGGUGGGUGGAUGGUAGUGUGAGCUUGAAUAUAAGAUCCGGCCCGACCCAGUAGCCCGAUAAUACUCCCUUAAAAACCCGAGAAACCCAUACUUCACUCUGUCCAGUCGCUACACUCUCACACACCAGACAUACAUUUGCACAACGAUGGCGACAUUGAGGAACUUGAACAUAAAGACAUUGACAUGCAAGAGGAUUGUGAAAGAGCUUCACUCCUACGAGAAAGAGGUUGAAAAAGAGUCUGCUAAAACUGCCGAGAUGAAGGCAAAAGGCGCUGAUCCAUAUGAUCUCAAACAGCAGGAAAAUGUGCUGUCUGAAUCUAGGAUGAUGGUUCCCGACUGCCGCAAGCGUCUAGAGGCUGCUCUAAGUGAUCUUAAAGCCACUUUGGUUGAGGUGGAGGAGUCUGGCCAAAAGGAUGGCUCGGAGACUGGUGAUGCUCGGAGCACCAUUACAGACAUUGAACGGAUAUUUCAAUCGUCCGAUGCUUAGCCGUGUGGAUUGUGGUAAAUGUAUGUGGCGACUAAUGUGAGAGUUGAUAAUUUGUGAAUUGAAAUGAUUGUGAAUUUGUGAUGGAGAUAUGAAAGCACUGGUGUCCUGUUUUGACUC
Molecule: messenger RNA, 636 nt
Organism: Salvia hispanica
Lineage: Eukaryota; Viridiplantae; Streptophyta; Magnoliopsida; Lamiales; Lamiaceae
Product: tubulin-folding cofactor A-like
Biological process (GO): post-chaperonin tubulin folding pathway; tubulin complex assembly
Cellular component (GO): cytosol; microtubule cytoskeleton
Molecular function (GO): beta-tubulin binding
Source: RefSeq, a predicted model, not a curated record